This is a messenger RNA of Sphaeroforma arctica JP610, 1443 nucleotides long. RefSeq lists its product as hypothetical. Gene Ontology annotation, biological process: transmembrane transport. The record is from RefSeq and is a predicted model, not a curated record. Gene Ontology annotation, cellular component: membrane. Lineage: Eukaryota; Ichthyosporea; Ichthyophonida. The transcript is spliced from 2 exons. The annotation marks the transcript as partial. Gene Ontology annotation, molecular function: transmembrane transporter activity.
AUUAGUUUAUCUUAUUUUUCUGUGUUAAAACAAAGCAAAUAUUGUGAAAUCAGAAAUGGUAUACAUUUUAGGCUCCACCUUAGCCUUGUAAAUUGAACAGCUCCACCCACAGUAUAGUACGCAGGAUGAACGCGUUCCCCCCCCACACACACAUACUAGUUUGAAAUUGUGCCAUCUCUCGCGCCGUACUGUACUGUUUCCUGCGCUCAUACUACCUCCAACCCCACCUCCGACAUGACUGACUGGAUUGCCUUGGCCUAUGGCACGGUCUUCCCGUGCCUGAUCCUGUUUGCGGUCUAUGCGGUGGUCAUCUCCGUCAUGCAGCAGCGCAAAGAAACUCUGGACACCGAGAACUUCAUCACAGCCCGUGGGUCGGUUGGAAAAUGGCGCAUUGCCUUCAGCUUCUACGCAGGGGCCGUGGGGUCGUGGGUGGUUACGGGGCCAGCCAACUACGCCUCGUAUUCGGGUCUGAUUGGCUGCACCAUGUACGCUAUCUCUGCUGGCUUCCCUAUCUUCUUCUUAGCCGUGUUUGGCAACGGCGUGGUUAGUCGGCUACCCCACGCCAUGAGUUUCCACCACUUUAUCGGCUGGCGCUUUGGCUAUGUAGCCAAGACGAUGGUCAUCCUCAUAGGCAUGUUCAACAUGGGACUUGCCCUACUGGCCGAAUACACCACCACCGGCUCCUUGUUCAAAGACUACGUAGGGUCAACCAACCUACCCGUGAUCAUCACUAUCGGAGUGCUUACAGUGUUCUACACCACCCUAGGAGGCUUGCACGUGUCUAUUGUCACGGAUCGUAUCCAGGCAAUUGCCAGUAUGGUGCUGAUGGUUGUGCUGGUUGUGUACCUGGCUGUAGACUUCCGGGAGGACUUGCCCACACCCCUGACCAGUGAUCAGAUCGGCACCACCUACUACGGGUACUCGUCUAUUCUGGCCAUGCCUGUGUCAAUGAUGGCAGCGACGGUGUUUAACGAGGCUAUGUGGCAGCGUGUGUGGGCGUCGGAGAACAAAGCUUCGCUCAUGUUUGGCGCUAGUGUAGCCUCUGUGGCUGUCGGCUGCGUGACUUUCUUGUUUGGAUUUGGAGGCUGGCUGGCGGCAUGGGCCGGCUACAUCACCAUGGAAACCAAUCCCAAUCUCUACUGGUUCACCCUCUUCACCGGAGGCACCAGCACUACCCUUAACAACUGGGCCGGCUUGGUAACCCUCAUCGCCGCAGCUAUUAUGAGCGAGUCGGCUGUGGAUAGCUUUCAGAACGGACUGACGUCGGUGGUUGUGUCGACGUUCCUGAAUGGAAAGGACAUCAAGUACGCGCGUAUCCUGGUGCUGGUGCUUAACAUCCCGUUGAUUGUGUUGGCGUGUCUGGAGAUUGCGGAUCAGGUGCUGGCGUUGUUUCUGGUUGGUAACAUGAUCACGUCGUGUUGUGCUGUUCCGGUGCUCUCAGGU